Salvelinus namaycush (lake trout) is the source of this 4366-nucleotide messenger RNA. RefSeq names its product actin filament-associated protein 1-like. Bases 238 to 2472 code for a protein of 744 amino acids. NCBI's taxonomy places the organism in Eukaryota, Metazoa, Chordata, Actinopteri, Salmoniformes, Salmonidae. Gene Ontology annotation, molecular function: SH2 domain binding; SH3 domain binding. The record is from RefSeq and is a predicted model, not a curated record. Gene Ontology annotation, cellular component: cytosol. The transcript has 17 exons.
GGAAGAGGAGGAGAAAAGAGCUGGAGAAAAGUUUGAAAGGAUACGCGAGACCGGAGACGUUGCCGGUUGGUCACCGUGAAGAAAGGCUAUUCAAAGCUGGUAUCGCGGGGAAAAUCUAUCCUCGGAUUAACAGACGAGGGUCUGUCGUUGGCUGCUGCCGGGCGGGGAGAGGGAUUUUAUUGAUAUUCGGCAGCUGCCGGGAACGCGCCUGAUUUCCGUUUGCUGUUUGGGGAAUAGAUGCGCUGGGAAGCCACGAUGCGGAGCGAUCCCAUUUUGUUCGCUUCCAGGGCCAUGGAGGAGUUGGUGUGUGAGCUGCGUCUGUUCCUGGACCUGCUGGACAGGGAGUAUCUGAGCGCUGGGGUCAGGGAGAAGAAGAUGCUCAUCUCCGACAUCCUCCACAGGGUCCUCACCGCUAAAGAGCCCUCGUUCAAGUCAGAGGUCCACAGCAGCCUUCCGGCACCCCCUCAGAUGCCACUCCCUGAGAUCCCACACCCCUGGCUCCCUCCAGACAACGGGCCUCCUCCUCUCCCCAGCUGCUCUCUCCCAGAGGGAUACUAUGAAGAGGCCGUCCCCCUCAGUCCUGGAAAAGCCCCAGAAUACAUCACUUCCAACUAUGAUUCUGACCAGAUGAGCAGUUCGUAUGAGUCGUAUGACGAGGAGGAGGAGGAUGGGAAGGGGAACAGAGGGAAGAAGAUGCGUCACCAGUGGCCUAGCGAGGAGGCGUCCAUGGACCUGGUCAAGGACGCGCGUAUCUGUGCCUUCCUGCUGCGCAAGAAACGCUUCGGCCAGUGGACCAAGCUGCUCUGUGUCAUCAAGGACAACAAGCUGCUGUGCUACAAGUCAUCUAAAGACCAGACACCCCAGAUGGAGCUGCUGUUAUCAGGCUGUAGCAUCACACAUGUCCCCAAGGACGGCAAGAAGAAGAAAGACGAGCUGAAGAUUGUCCACCAGGGGGCAGAUGCCCUGGUCCUGGCCGUGCAGAGCAAAGAGCAGGCUGAGGAGUGGCUCAAGGUGAUGAGGGAGGUGUGCAGUAAUGGCUGUGACUCAGAUGUAGCAGGGUCUCCGGUGUACAAGCCCGACCUGGAGAAGAAGGUGUUGUGUGAUAGGCCGAGCUCAGACGGAGAGCCGCCCAAUGAGAACGGACACACCGUCACCGACUGUAAGGACCAAGGUAAAGGGAAGAAGGACUCUCAGAAGAGUCAGAAGGGAGGUACGCUGGGUAAAGGGGCGGGGAAGAAGAUCACUAAGAUCAUUGGCUUAGGCAAGAAGAAGCCGUCCACUGACGAACAGACAUCUUCAGCCGAGGAGGACAUACCCACCUGUGGCUACCUGAACGUGCUGUCCAAUAACCGCUGGCGUGAGCGUUGGUGUCGUCUGAAGGACAACCAGCUGCUGCUUCAUAAGGACCGUACUGACCUGAAGACCCACACGGCCAGCCUGCCCCUCAGAGGCUGCGAGGUCAGCCCAGGACUGGACUCUAAACACCCCUUCGCCUUCCGCCUGCUCCGCAACGGACAGGAGGUGGCCGUACUGGAGGCGUCCUCCUCAGAGGUCAUGGGUCGGUGGCUGGGGAUGCUGCUAGCUGAAACAGGCUCUAUCACAGACCCUGCUGCCUUACAUUACGAUUACAUAGAUGUAGAGACUACCGCAAACGUUAUCCAGCUGGCCAAGCAGUCCUUCUGCUUCACUAGUAAACGUGCUGUAUCUCCCAACCCUUAUCUGGACAACCCUGCCAACAGCUACGCAUGUCCCUCUGGAAUGGCACUGCACUAUGAUGAUGUGCCAAUCAAUGGAACGCUGAAGGGAAAAAAGGUCCCAGUGACCAAUGGGACAGCGUCUAAACAGAAGGUGGACAAGAACCAGGCCAAGAAGACCAAUGGAACAACCAAUGGAACAGCAUCUGUGAAACGCAACAACUCCAGUGCAGAGCAGUAUAAGUACGGUAAGAACCGUGUGGAGGCGGACGCCAAGAUGCUGCAGGCUAAAGAGGAGGAGCUAAUAAAGAGAAAGCAGGACAUCAGGAACCGUCUGACCCAGCUGAAGAAGGACAGGAAAGACCUGCGCACCGCCAUGGAGGCCAGCACCGCUAAGCGUUCCGCUGGGUCCCUGGCGGAGCGGCUGAAAAAGGUGGAGGACGAGUGCAAGCUGAAGGAGGACGAGCGGGUGAGCCUGGAGCUGGAGAUGACAGAGGUCAAGGAGAGUCUGAAGAAGGCCCUGAACGGAGGAGUCACUCUGGGACUCACCAUCGAGCCCAAGUCUGGCACCUCCAGCCCACAGUCCCCAGUGUUGCUGAGGAGUACCGUAGAGAACUCUCCCAUCUCCAGCUGUGACACCAGUGACACAGAGAGCUGUUCUACCCUGCCCGUCAACAGUGCCUCCCUCCUCCGCAGAACGACCAAUCAGAAACCCUCGGCCGUCCGCGGCCAUGUCCUCAAGAAGGCCAAGGAAUGGGAGAUGAAGACUGGCACAUGAGCAACAACUCUCUUCACAACAGUCCUAUCUUAUUCGCUUUUUAUUUUAUUUUAAUGCGUGUAUAUAUUAAUUUAAGUCAGUUGGUAUAGGGAAGAAGGUUGAAGAGGAGUACAAGCAUAGCCAAACAGAGAGACGAUCAAGACAAUGCUGAUUUUUGUGUACUUUAUUUCCUGGACAUAAAGAACUAGCAGUCUUUUUCUAGCUUACUAUUGUGUAAUACCAUGUCAUGUUUCAACUACUCUGUUGUGUCCUUUUGCCCAAUCUUGUGUUUUUCUGUUCGUUUUUUGUUUGUUGCAGACAUCCACUUUCAUACAGUCUCUUGUUGCCUGUUUCUCCGUCACAUAAAAUAAUCAGGUUUCUAAAACUCUUGGGGUUCCAAAAUCAAGUGCAUAUUUAUUUGUAAAUGUUUCUUAGGUAAAUACUAGCAUCCUUGUGAUUAUUUAUGUUGAUGAUAUUUAAUGCUUGUUGUAUUGUAUAGCUCCCUCUCUUUAGAACAGGAACUGCACUGUGCCACUAAUGUCCACAUCAUCUGGAUCCAGCCGUUAGUAUCACUGUUAGGCAAUCAUCAAACCAGCAAUACACCUACAGUACUCCUAGUCCUUAGUGGUUGAUGCCUGGGAAUGGGCCUUUGGAAUGCGCCACUCAGUAAAGUGCGGGUCAAACUAAGGCGUGGUGGUGUUCUGGUGAGUUUGGCCACGACUGGCGUUGGGAAAGUCCUCAACCACAAGUAAUGUAGCUUCUUGUAUUUACACUUCUACAUCCAGGAGCCUCGGGCCACUGGUGCACUGUAACCCCGUGGUCUGGUCUCACUCUGUGUGUGUGUGUGUGUGCGUUAGUUUAUGUGUGUGUGUGUGUGUGUGUUAGUUUGUGUGUGUGUGUUGAAAUGUCUUGAGGCACAUUCCAACCCCAUCAUUAAUACACUGUUAGAAGUAGAAGCCCUUGCAGUAUGGUCAGAAAUACCGUGUGUUCUCCACUUCAACCAGAGACUGUAACCUGGUUGUGGAUUCUUAACUUCCAGUUGCUACUCUAGCAACACGUUUCAGCUCAUGCACAUCACACACACAUCACACAGACACAGACACACACACACAGACACACACACACACACACACACACACAGACACAGACACAGACACAGACAGACACUUUUAUGUAAUUUAUUUCUAAUGGUGUUUUUGGUAAUGAUUUUACCACAUCUACAGUACAUUGCAAAAUAUUCCCAUAUCCACACUGCAAAAUAUUCCCAUAUCCACACUGCUCAGUGUAAUCUAACCACGGUGCUUUGUAGGGGUGAGACGUAGCAUGUUGAUGUACUACUGCAAGCAAGCUACGUUUUUACUAGUUUCACUCAAAGGCACGUUUACCUUUAAAACGUCUGGUUUAUGGUGCAUUUAUUGGCCUAGUUGGAAUAUGAGGCUGUGCGUAACAAAAAUGGCCGCCAACAGCUGUUUUCAAGUUAUCAGUGUACAUGUUUGUAUCCCUCUUUGCUUCUCUAUUCAUUCAGAUUGAGGUUGGGAUUCAAUCCCAUCGUGGGUUAAAUGCAUUGUGGUGUUUUAAAGGCAAUUGAGUCGACAUAUGCAGCGUUUAUCGUGAAUGGGAUCUUCGCGAACGAGGGAACAUUGCCUUAAAAAGCCUCAAUGCCUAUAACCUGCGAUCGGAUUGGAUCCCGGCCAAAGUCCCACUAGGCUGCGAGUUAGAGCUAGCUCUUCACCACAAGAUGAGGGAGAGAUGAGGAGAAAGGUUACCAGGGAGAGGAGAAAGAGGUACGCGUCUUGUCCAUUUUGGACCCCUUUCUUCGCUGUUUAAACAACUUCAAAUCUGAAAUGGGCCUCAGAGAGAGAUGAUGUCACUCAGAAAAUGUGAACCCAUUGUACCUGUACAUAGCUUUUUGGGA